UCUACUCCAUCUACGCGCUCCCCGGACGAGCAAGUCGCCUCUGAAAUAUUAAAGAUAAACUCUGAACUUUGUUGUUUUGGAUUUUUUUUUCGUCUCUUUUUGAAAGAAUUCCUGCUUUUUGUUCGGAUAACUACUUUGGAUAUCGCAACCAUUCCAAGGACGAGGAUUCGAUUAGGAAGAGCAGACAGGGAGGGAGACCUGUUUGUGCCAAUGUAGCGACUUUUCCGGCGAGGAAAUACACAGAUAACUGCAGCGAGCUGGUUAUUUUUACUACAAAAAGAAUGCUGUGAAGCUCCAUGUCGCAGCUUGGCUUCCGGCUAAAAAAGCGCAGAUUUAACGCAGCAUCUGCUGGUGCGGGGAGGGAAAAAAACUCGUCUACAGCGAGAGAAGGAGCGAUAUGCGGUCGGCGGACGCCUGGUUUUGCGGUUCUUCUGGAAUUAGUGGAGGAAUGGAAAGGGAGCGGCUGUAAGGCUCAAACCUUGGAAAGGGGGGAAAAAAAGGAGUUCUGUGUUUGGCACAUAAUGGAUCAUUAUCCACCGGUGCAGGCAAAAGAUUGAACGGAUGAGGCGGAGGACGUCUUCCCCGGCACAAACGCACACAAAUAUUGUAGCAUUCAUCUGCGGGGGGAGGAGGACCUGCGACUCACUGUUGCCCCAAGGAGAAAUUCAAGGUGUCUUGAAAAACCAAAACGAGACAAAUACAGCCAAGGAGAUGCAGGGUGGACUUGGACCCUAUAUUUCUCAAAUAAAUCAAUAUGUGUUUGGAUACCUGACCUGAUCAAACAGCAAAAGCCUGUGUUUGCUGAGUGUUCCUCCUGCUCUCUGAGAGUGAAUGUGUGGCCUGGAGGAUUUUCUGAGGGACCAUAUGGCACAAUACACCACAAUAUAGGUUCCUUUAAAUGAGGUAACAUGGACAAAGUGGUCAGCUGCCUCCUGAUUCUGGGAACCGCUAUGACAAUGGUCCAUGCAUGUCCCAAAUACUGCGUCUGUCAGAACCUCUCGGAGUCUCUGGGGACCUUGUGCCCCUCAAAAGGUCUGCUUUUUGUUCCAGUAGACAUAGACCGGAGAACUGUAGAGCUCCGGUUGGGAGGCAAUUUCAUUCUCAAGGUCACCACUCAGGACUUUGCCAACAUGACAGGUCUGGUGGAUCUCACUUUGUCUCGCAACACCAUCAGCAGCAUCCAGCCUUUUUCCUUUAUUGAUCUAGAGACAUUGAGGUCACUGCACCUUGACAGCAACCGGUUGACUGAACUGGGAGCGGAUGACCUACGAGGGUUGAUCAAUCUGCAGCACCUGAUCCUCAACAACAAUCAACUAAAUCAAAUCUCAGAUUCAGCUUUUGAUGAUUUACUGCUGACUUUGGAGGAUUUGGAUUUGUCUUACAACAACCUGCGCAGUGUGCCUUGGGAGGCCAUCCGUAAGAUGGUCAACCUGCAUCAGAUAAGUCUGGACCAUAACCUCAUCGCCUUCAUUGCUGAGGGGACUUUUACAGACCUUGAAAAACUAGCUCGCCUGGAUCUGACAUCCAAUCGCCUCCAGAAGCUUCCUCCGGACCCAAUCUUUGCACGGUCCCAGAGCAGCAUGGUGAUGAGUACACCUUAUGCACCUCCACUCUCUCUGAGCUUUGGUGGAAACCCACUACACUGUAAUUGUGAGGUACUAUGGCUGCGAAGGCUGGACCGUGAGGAUGAUAUGGAAACAUGUGCCUCUCCAGCCAGUCUAAAGGGGCGCUACUUUUGGUCUGUUCGUGAGGAGGAAUUUGUCUGCGAGCCCCCAUUGAUCACUCAACAUACGCACAAAUUGCUGGUGCUGGAGGGCCAAACAGCUAGUUUACGUUGCAAAGCAGUUGGAGAUCCCAUGCCAACUGUGCAUUGGGUUGCUCCAGAUGAUCGUUUGAUUGGCAACUCCUCAAGAGCCACUGUAUAUGAAAAUGGCACCCUUGACAUAGCAGUCACCACAUCCAAGGACUAUGGCAUUUUCACUUGUAUUGCUGCCAACGCCGCAGGGGAGUCUACUGCCUCCAUCGAGCUAUCAAUCAUUCAACUGCCCCACAUCACUAACAGUACUAAUCGUACUACACUGCCAAAAUCAGGACUUUCAGACAUCACAAGCUCUACUAAGAUAGGCAAAGGGGAGCCCAAGCCUCCUCCAGAAAAGGUGGUUUCUGUUUCUGAAGUGACUGCCAUCUCUGCUUUGAUCAAGUGGACCGUAAGCAAAUCAACUCCAAAGGUCAAAAUGUUCCAGCUUCAGUACAACUGUUCUGAUGAUGAAGUUCUCAUUUACAGGAUGAUUCCCAGGACUCACCGGGCUUUUGUAGUCACUAAUCUGGUGCCGGGAAUGCAGUAUGACCUGUGUGUAUUGGCCAUCUGGGAUGACACCGCAACCACUCUCACUGCCACCAACAUUGUUGGAUGCAUCCAGUUCGUCACCACGGAAGAUUACCCACAGUGCCAGUCUCUGCACAGUGGAUUUAUGGGUGGCACCAUGAUUCUGGUCAUUGGUGGCAUUAUUGUUGCGACUCUGCUGGUCUUCAUCAUCAUCCUUAUGGUGCGCUAUAAGGUAACCAGUGGGAUUCAAACCAGUAAAUUACCCACUGUAAGUAACACAUACUCCCAGACAAAUGGGGGAGUGAACAGGUUCAAUGGAGCCCCACCACAGGUCAAGUCCACAGUAGUAGUUAUGCGUGAAGAAAUGGUGGAGUUUAAGUGUGGAUCCCUCCAGAGUAGCCUUUCUUCGUCAUCAUCAUCCUCCAACUCGUUGGACAGCCAAACAGGAAGAGGAGCAAGCUAUAAUGUGCAGAGCAGCGAAUGCAGCAACCUGCCAAGUACCAAGUUUAGGAGGCAUAUGCACGGCACUAAGGCUCGGCAAAACCUGGACCAACUUUUAGGGGCCUUUACAUCACUAGAGCUACGGGGUGCAGCAAAGGACCACCAAGGAGCUUCCGUCUCUUCGUCCUCUGCUGUUGCCAAUCCCAUGGCAACAGUGGCUGUGGCACCACCAUCUGACAAAGAACCCCUGCUUGGGAGGGCUGAGUCCACAACAAUGCUGGGGCGACUUCUUGGGUUUCAACAUGAGGAUAAACCCAAGAGGAGUCACUCAUUCGACAUGGGGCAUGUCGGGGCAGUGCAGUGUCGCAGCAGUCAGCCACGUAGGAUCAGUAACAUCUGGACUAAACGCAGCCUGUCUGUUAACGGUAUGCUUCUGCAGUACGACGACAGUGAGGAUGAGAAACCCACUUUUGAGAGCUCUGAGUGGGUUAUGGAGAGCACAGUCUGAGUCUAUGACCAAACAAUAAAUCUAUAUUAAAAACUAAGGAAACAUGAACGCAGUGGGAUGUUCUGUAUGAACUUCAACCAUGUGAAUACUGUUAUAAUGAUUAUGUGAAAAAACUAAAGCUGACUGUCCAAGAUUGAAACUCUUGACUAUAUUUGAAAAAUGUUCCAUUCUGAAUCAACUGGAGAAAUUACCUAUAUGGAAAAUCUAUCUACAGAAAGAUAAAAUACUCAUACUGGAUUUACAUUAAAGGAACUGAACUCUAAGAGGACUUACUUCAACUGUGAUAAACUAGAUCACACGUUUCAGACUCAAAAUGGAAAUGUUCCAGCUGUAGAAAGAGGGGGACCACAGGGGCUAGUAUAGUAGAAAAUUAAAACAAAGUCAUUUUUAUUUUCAUGUUCUUUUUUUAUCAUUUUUACUAUUUAUUAUUUCAGGUGAUUCGCCAGAAGAAAGACUCACCUCAAAACAUUAAAAACAGGUUUACACAGGAUGUACCAACUCUCAUGUUGCCAUUUUAUACCCUUAUUUUCCCUCAACAAUUGCAGAUUUACUAUCAACAUCAUCAUCAUUUUCUCAGGUUAUGCAUGAGGUGACCGUAUGAGAAACAAAACAAAAGCUAACUUAAAACACAGGCUGUGCUUGUACUCAAGUUCGUAAAAGUUUUUUUUUUGACCAAUCAGUAUCUUAAAGGCAGCACACAGCAGUCAGUGAUCGCAUCUUGAGAAAUCAGAGGAACUCAAAUUAGGGAAUUGAGCUAACAGGAACCACUCAAAACCAUAUGUAUGGAGUCUAAAACAACUCAGUCAAAUCAUUCCCAUUUGUUUAAGCUUCAAACUCCAAGUACCUUGUCACUUUUGUAAGAAAUUGUCAUUUGGACACCGUUUGGUUUCUUAACCAAAUAGUGUCUAUAUAAGUGUGUAUGCCCUAUAGAUGGUGGGCAGAAUAGCCACGCUGUGAAUCACUGCUUCUCUAUAUUGAUAGGUCCCAGUGGAAGUAGCUUUUUGGAUAUGUCCCAAGACGAAAAAGACCCUUGCCAGGAAUUGCAGUAAAUGCUAAAUCUUACAGCCAUCUUGAGGAUUCCUAGCAACCUUGGGGCUCUUGUUUACAAUUCAGGGUACAACUGAGGAAAGGAUUUACUUUGUGAAUGAGAUCAGCAUCUGCUGUGAUGUGGACACUGAAUCAAUAGUGAUAAAGAGAGACCUGAGCUGAAGGACAAAGCUUUCAAUUUACACGCCAAUAUAUGUUCCAUCACUCGGUUAAGGUCAUUAGUUGUGGGUAAUAAACCAUCUGUGCAAUUGGAUGGAAUUAGCUUCUCAUAAGGAAAGGGUGUGAAGGUCUGCUAUAUAGAAGGUGCUCACAUUAGAGUCCCAGUUUCUCAAUAUUGACAAGAGCCAACAAAGGUAAUAUGGGUAUUGCCAUCUGGGCCAAACUGGAAGAGCCCCUUCCACAGACUUGCUGGAAAGAUUACAUUUUACAACUCUCUCUUGAAGCUAGCUCCCUAGGAACUGAAGGGAGCUAGGAACUGAGUUUGAGAACUGAGGCCUCAGUUUGGAGGCCUCAGACUUCUCAACUUACCCGUCAGUGGAUAUGAAAUCCCUUGGCUAGACUCAAGAGUGUGGGGAGUGAGCAAAUAAAAUAAAGUGUGAAUUAAAGUAGCUAAAAUGACCUCUCUCAGCAGUGGGACUGGACUCCUAUAUAGAAAAUGGGGGAAAGAUCCACUUUUGGAAGGCAGCCAGAGAUGGUGCUUCUUUUCAUUGGCAGGUAGUCAACUGAAGUGGUUUUGACAUCUAGAAAGGAUACCUGUUGAUCUUCUGAUCAAAAGAGGCUGGAUAGAUAAUCUCCCAAUUUAUUUGGGAAUGAAUUAGUGUCCCCCAAUUGAGGUGAGGCAAGAGCCUUCUGGCAAUAUCUGUUUUCUUUUGUAUCCUUGCUGUUGCGUGGAGAGAAAAUGUGUGAUAAGUAAGAAGAUUUUAUGUAAAAGUAGGUGACUCAACAAACAGAGUGCUUCAAUUGCAAUGAAAGUUUUAAAUUUAAGUUCAAGCUUCAGAGUUUGAAAUUAGCUCCGGGAGGAGCUCUUAGCUUGAUUUGACAAUAAUUUAUUCUCCCCCCCAAUACUCAAUAUUCAGAUCAUUCCAGCUUCAGGAAAGAUACUGACAGCAAAUACUAAUUCUACUUGCCCCCUUACCUAGUUGGUCUCCAAGGAGACAAUUAUAACGUUUGUCCAGCUCAGGUUGAAAUCCUACUUUGCAAGUAAUUUGAUUAUCUGGUGCUGGCUUGCAGGAGUCCCUGCAGACCAACGGCUCAUUGAUGUGAACACUGUUUCCCUAAGAGUGUGGUUUCAGCUACUAUCAGCACAAAUUACUGUAGCCAAAUGAAAAUGGUGUUUGAAGUUCACCAAACCCUUUUAAUCAUUUGCCCAAAGCAGCCAAUAGCAUGAUGUAUCACCGGAUUGUGAAACUCUUCAGGCAACAAAAACAAGAAAGCAUGAUAAUUACUCAUUUAGCCAGGUUAAAUGGAGGAAUUUGGCAUUUAUUGGCUGCAUAAAGGUCACAAUGCUGCUCAUGAGAGGAUUUUAUUUGGAAAAAUGGGAAGAGCGAUGACUUUUAGGGAGCCAAUAAGUUGCAAAGCCUGGGAAUUUAUUUCACCACAUUGCAUGAUACAAAACCUAUUUUGAUUAAUGUGUUACUUGACUUGAUUCACCUGAGGAACAAUUCAUCCGUUAUUCUCCUUCAUACGGGGCUGUACAUUGCAGUAAGAUACUUAAAAUUUGUUACUUUUCAGAUCACUGCCUAAAGUUAGCUGCAUCAUCCGUGUGUUUUAAUGCCUUUAUCAGUAUUCUGUGGGACUCUGCUGCAUUUCAGAAAUGUUGGGUGAUCAUCAUUUCCUUUUCCUCUUACAGUAGAUGUACUGUUCUGUAUAUUGGUAUAUUAUUUUGUACAAUACCUGGGUGAGAAUGUAAGAGGGUAGGGUGGGAAUUGUGCAGUAGUAAUUUUAUUUUUAUGUGAAGCAAACAGUGAGAAGGUGCUUUACUGUGGUGUACCAACAAAAGGUGGUUGUUAGUUGGCUUACUGAAUGGGAUUUUACAUGAUGUUUCAAGAGUGGAGGACUGGACAAUUUAAGCUGUUUGAAUCAACAACUAAAGUGCAUAUUUGCUCUUUAUGUGUUACCUUUACACGGUCAGUUUUGUGUUUGCUUCCCCACCACAUUUAUAAAUUUAAAUAAUUGUUUUAUUUUCUUUUACCCCCCCUAGCUAAGCCUGACUUCUAAUUUGUCAUAAUUAUAUUUCUGCACAUUUUUCUGACAGCUCACAUAAACAAAAUUUGUGCAUAUCAUUAUUUUUAAAUGUCGACAUGCCAUAUUUUUGUAGGCCCACAUUUGUUGAUUUUGAGCCAACUUUCUGAGAUUUUUUUAUUAUCAUAAAUAACUAUAUUAUAGAUAGUAAUAAAAAAAAACAUUGUACAUGUUAUGAAUCACUAGAAGAAAAGUGAAUGAGUAUUCAUAUAUAUCAGUAUUUAAAAAUUGCUUCUUUAGAAUAACAAAACAAUAUUAAAGAGUAGUUCUAAAAAUGUUCCACAAGUCAAAAUUUUAAUAUUGCUCUAACAUUUUGAGCUAAUCUUAAAAUAGAACACUCAUAUUCACUUACCAUAUGUUUAUCUCACGUAUAGAAAAUGAAUGUAGGUUAUGAUGGAAUAAACCAAUUAGCAAACUGACUAUGGCAUUUGCAACUUGGGCAUUUAUUUACACUUUUUAUUUUUGGUAUUUCAGUUAUCCUAAAUUGCCCAUAAAGCUGCUCCAAUUUACAUAUUUUUAUGCUUUAGUUGUCAACAACAAACUUAAGGUUUACAUUUUUAUAUAACUGCAUUUGUUUGUGGCAUUUUUGAAAACCGCCAGCAGAUAUGAGCGCCUCCAACAAAAUAUUGAUUGCAUUAAGUACCUCGCCUGACAAAAAUGUUUCUCUUGUAAAUUAAAAGACAACUGUGCAGCUAUUUCUGCUAUAUUUGCCUAUGCAGAAAUCAGAAAGAAAAGUUGGAUGUGUCUUGCAAAAAAGAAAAACUCAAGUGAAACUGUGCUGUUUGAUUUUAUCGCUAAUGGAACUUAAAGUUUUAGAUUUGCCUUGAUGGUAGAAGAUAAGACUACUUCAACCUUUGCUCAGAAAAUAUAUAAUUUCAAAAACUGACAUCUAGAGACAGAACCAUACUAAAUCAAAACUGUUAUGGUAAGAUGAGAAUGGUGCUGUGGUACUUAGUGACCAGUGGGAAGCAACCAUUGAGCCUCUGCGUGUAACAUCAUGUAUCAUCCCUCUCCACUCUGCUAACCAACACUAUAACUUAAAUGUGUACUUGACUCGACAUUGACAUGAUUCUCACCUGAACUUCUAAGCAGAAAAAUCAAUUAAAAAACUGUUUGUGUGAAAACAUUUUGCUACAAAAUGAUAUAAAAUAUUGAUAAAUUCCUAUGAACCAAA
Messenger RNA from Gambusia affinis (western mosquitofish), 7737 nucleotides. RefSeq names its product leucine-rich repeat and fibronectin type-III domain-containing protein 2. Gene Ontology annotation, cellular component: cell surface; postsynaptic density membrane. NCBI's taxonomy places the organism in Eukaryota, Metazoa, Chordata, Actinopteri, Cyprinodontiformes, Poeciliidae. The record is from RefSeq and is a predicted model, not a curated record. Gene Ontology annotation, molecular function: protein binding. The coding region runs from base 909 to 3275 and encodes 788 amino acids. The transcript has 6 exons.